Nylanderia fulva is the source of this 771-nucleotide messenger RNA. Its product is annotated as nucleolar protein 16. Gene Ontology annotation, cellular component: nucleolus. Gene Ontology annotation, biological process: ribosomal large subunit biogenesis. Lineage: Eukaryota; Metazoa; Arthropoda; Insecta; Hymenoptera; Formicidae. The record is from RefSeq and is a predicted model, not a curated record.
GGCAAUGACAGCUAGCGAGAUUCACGUCUCGCGUUUCUCUCUCUAUGGUGCGUUUGAUUCAAGUUCUGUGUUUGAAUAAGUAAAUUUAGUAAAUAUUCGUGCACGUGCAACGUGAAUAUUGAAGAUGAAGAUCAAGCGAAUUAGGAAGCUGAAGCGUAGGAAGACAUACAAUGCGAAUGUAAAUCGCAAGAGGCUACGUAAUAAAUUACGAAAGAAGUAUCUGCCGACAAUCGAAUGCGAUGAGAUAAAAAAAGAAUGGUCGGAAACGAAAUCCAUGCGAGUCAAUUUGAAAGACAUGGGUUUGGCGUACAAUCCGAAUGAAGCGAUACAAAUUCCUAAUUCGAAGCACGAGAUGUUAGAGGAGGCUAAGAGAGUAAUUCGGGAAGAUGAAAGCUCGUCGGAUCAGGAAACUGAAGUUACAACUCCGGUGAAAAGUCACGUGGCAAAGAAAUUGGAAGCCGGAGCAAAAGCACCUCGAGUGCAUCUCUUAAGGUUACCGAAAGGACAAGCUGAAUUUUUUACUUACUUGAUAAAACAAUACGGCGAAGAUUACAAGGCAAUGUCGAGAGAUAAGAAGAACCAUUAUCAAUUAACCUGGAAACAAAUACGAGCGAAAAUAAAAAUGUUUAAAGGUAUUCCCGAACAGUAUAACGAAUAUCUUCAAAAUGACAGCGAUAAUUGAAGUCAUAAUUUAAAUAAAUGUAACUUAUACCUUUAGAUUAAAUUUAAUGCUAUAUGUACAAAUAAAAACAAUGAUUUGAAUAUACUAAA